GAUACCACAGGCCGAUUAAGGAGGAGGAAGAAGAGCGUGUUGAGUUGUUUGUUUAGAUUCUCGCAGACAAAAUGGGGACUCUUUCCUCCUUUGUUUGUAUGUUGGGACUCUCCGUCCUGCUUGCGUGCACAUCAGCGUCCACAGAUGUGUUUGACAGCGUGUUGGGAAACACAGCAUCUUGCCAUAAGUCGUGUGAAAUGACAUACAGUUUGCACACGUAUCCACGGGAGGAGGAACUGUACGCCUGUCAGAGAGGCUGUCGUCUCUUCUCCAUUUGCCAGUUUGUUCGUGACAGUGAAGAUCUGAAUCAGACCAAAUCUGAGUGUGAAUCAACCUGUCGUGAAGCCUACACCCACUCUGAUGAGCAGUAUGCCUGCAACCUUGGCUGUCAGAAUCAGCUUCCCUUUGCUGAGAAACGGCUUGAGCAGGUACAAUUGGAUGCUAUGAUGCCAAGGAUUCACCUGCUGCACCCCCUGACUCUGGUCAGAGGGUUUUGGGAGGAUGUAAUGAAUCAGGCCCACAGCUUCAUCACCUCCACGUGGACGUUCUACCUCCAGGCUGAUGAUGGCAGAGUUGUCAUUUUCCAGACUGAACCACAAGUCAAGUUCUUCUCCCAAAUUGAAGUGGAAAAAGAUGUUAAAGAGGAGCCACAGAGGAGCUUCCCCAUGUUGAGCCCAGUUUACAAAGAAUACCAUCGCACUUUAAUCCAGGAGAGGGAGAGAGAUUUGACGGGGGACCGCAGCUACGAUGAUGAAUACAACCUCUUCAGUUGUCUUUCAAGGAACCCUUGGCUACCAGGGUGGAUCCUAACCACAACUCUGAUCCUGUCUGUGCUGGUCCUGAUCUGGAUCUGCUGUGCCACUGUGGCAACCGCUGUAGACCAAUAUGUACCUGCUGAGAAAUUGAGCAUCUAUGGUGACCGGGAUUACGUAAAGGAACAGAAACUGUCUCCGUAUCCAGCAUCCUCCCUAGUGAUCAUUACCUCUAAGGGGUCAGAGGAGGAGGCCGGUCCGCUCCCUUCCAAAGUCAACCUGAGCCAGUCCAACAUCUAGAAGCCAAAGCUGUAGCAGAGAAGGGAUUUUCCUCUUUUAUGAAUAAUAUUUAGUUGAUUUUUAUCCUCUGGCACCAGACCUGUGCUUCUUUUAGGCUAAAGAGAAGUAACUACUUGCAGAAGGUUUUGUAUUACUGAUAUAAUGUCUCGUCUCCUUUUUGAUGCUUUUAAAAUUGGAGUGGUGAAAAGGUAUUUUUUCUGUAUAUUUGGUAUAAUUGAGGCAUUAUAGUAUAUGGCAGUACAAGUAAAAUAUGGUUUGGGAUUUUUUUCUUCAAUUUCGAUGUGUUCAUUGGCUCCCUGUUGGUGUGCUUAUUUUAUUGAAUAACUAUUUGUGACUUAAAGUGAUGCAGGUUUCAACCCAGACCCUCAACUUUUGGUAAGCUAGAUUGUGCUAAUAUUGCAGACUCUCCCUCAUGUUUCUACUGCAGUGAUUUACAGAUGAUUUUGAAUUUUACAAUAAAAUUCUAUGCUCUUAAUCUUAAUUAAAAAUGACGGUACACGCAGUAGGUCUUUCCUGCUUCACUGUUGUCUGUUCUCAUAAUGAUGGAUCAGAAUUAAAUGCAAUGGAGUUAAGUUGA
Messenger RNA from Sebastes umbrosus (honeycomb rockfish), 1629 nucleotides. It is a transcript of the gene tmem59, whose product is annotated as transmembrane protein 59. The transcript has 8 exons. Gene Ontology annotation, cellular component: lysosome; late endosome. The coding region runs from base 72 to 1052 and encodes 326 amino acids. The record is from RefSeq and is a predicted model, not a curated record. Lineage: Eukaryota; Metazoa; Chordata; Actinopteri; Perciformes; Sebastidae. Gene Ontology annotation, biological process: positive regulation of autophagy.